Molecule: messenger RNA, 1460 nt
Organism: Amphiprion ocellaris (clown anemonefish)
Lineage: Eukaryota; Metazoa; Chordata; Actinopteri; Pomacentridae
Product: ninjurin-2-like
Exons: 4
Coding region: 53-400 (115 amino acids)
Biological process (GO): cell adhesion; tissue regeneration
Cellular component (GO): membrane
Source: RefSeq, a predicted model, not a curated record
AUAACCCUGAAUCUGAAUUCUUUUUCAGGGAGGUUCAACCUCUAACCUGAACAUGAACCUUUAUGCUACCAAGAAAACCGCAGCUGAAGGCAUGUUGGACAUCGCUCUGUUCCUGGCAAACAUCACACACAUGAAGACUGUCAUUGAACAGGGAGCUGGGUACAGGUACUAUGCUGCUGUUCUGACCCUCAUCUCCUUCUCCCUGGCUCUUCAGAUAGUGGCUGGAAUCCUGAUCAUUAUAAUCGCCCGGCGAGACCUCAACGAAGAGGCCAACCAGAAGCGCCUGGAUAGCCUGAACAACAUCACAACCAUCAUCAUCUUCCUCAUCUUCGUCACCAACAUCUUCAUCUCUGUCUUUGGGAUGGAACGUACCGGCCUCUUUGCCAGGAUGCAUUUCUGACACUCUGAUGCCGUCGAGACCUGAACAACUCGACUCUGCAGAAGCGCCUCGACUACCUGAACAAUGUAACAACCAUCAUAGUUUUCAUCACCACAGCCCUCAACUUCUUUAUUAGCACCUUCGGCAUGCAGCGGACUGGAUACUUCCCCUGGCUUAUGAUGCGCAUUCACUGAUACACAACACACACAAACUGACAACUAUUACACUAAUAAACUGCACUGCCACACACACACUUACAAAAGCUCAAAGGAUUCAUAAAUAUAGCAGAUUUUUUUUUGUUGUUGCAUAAUUUAACCUAACACAUAUCUUUUUAAACAGAUCUGCUGAACAUUCCUUACAUGUUAAUACCAGCUUUAAAAUGUAUGAAACUGUUUGUUUUAUUUUGUCUCCUCUGUGUCUAAUUCUGGCCCAACAGAGACACAUAUUUCUUUCUUGAAAUGACCCAAAAAAUGAUCAGAAUGACAUAAAAGUUGUUCAGAAUUUCUUGAAUUUGUCCAGAAAGUCUUGAAAUGUGUCUGCAUUCUUUGUCUUUUAAACUGUGACACCUGGAUGGAUGUAAAACUGAUGUAGUUGCAGCUUUUAGCAGAACUCAAAUGUGUUUUUCAUCCAUUAAAAAUGACUCAAAUGACAUCUAAGUUGUCCGAAAUUAGACGAAAAUUGUCCCAUAUUUCUCAGAAAUUGUCAGUAGUGACAAAAACCCACCAAAUUACUCACACGAUUAAUGAAAAUUGUCCAAAAAUAUGUGAAAAUCAUUGAAAUGACUAAAAAAAGUUCAAAAUACCUCAAAUUUGUCCAGAAUGUCUAGAAAUCAGUCUGUAUUUUUUGUCUUUUAGACUGGAUGUAGUCAGAAUGCAUCAGAAGACUUUUUUUUCAUAAAAAAAGCUUACAUCUGUCUAAGGAAAUGCAUACACAGCAAUGUAAAUUAGAUUUUUUGCAUGCGAUAACCCCUCUAUUGCAUUAUACAUUCUCCUUUUUCAGACUAACACAGGCUAUUGCUGCCAUCUAGUGAAAGAAUUUAGGAUCACUGGUGCAAAAUGAAUAAACUGUAUCUCAAAUAUGA